Messenger RNA from Morchella sextelata, 237 nucleotides. RefSeq lists its product as uncharacterized. The record is from RefSeq and is a predicted model, not a curated record. Lineage: Eukaryota; Fungi; Ascomycota; Pezizomycetes; Pezizales; Morchellaceae. Bases 1 to 237 code for a protein of 78 amino acids. The transcript has a single exon.
AUGUUGGAAACAUCUUCUCUUCAAAGGAAGAAGAAGAAGAGGAAGAAGAAGAAGAAGAACAAUGACCCACAGCUGGCUGCAGUACCAGUGCGUGUUCUCGGAUCUUUGCUCCAUCUCCCUCUCCCACCAAUCCACCAAUCCACCAAUCCACCUUCACGGGCAUUUCCGCUCACGGGAAGUCCUGGCCAUUCGCAUUUGGGGGAGCGCCCCAAGAGCGCCUCUCCAAACACGCUCUAG